Messenger RNA from Solanum tuberosum (potato), 1660 nucleotides. Its product is annotated as serine/threonine-protein kinase STY8. Gene Ontology annotation, biological process: protein phosphorylation. The transcript is spliced from 8 exons. Gene Ontology annotation, cellular component: plasma membrane. NCBI's taxonomy places the organism in Eukaryota, Viridiplantae, Streptophyta, Magnoliopsida, Solanales, Solanaceae. Gene Ontology annotation, molecular function: ATP binding; protein serine/threonine kinase activity. The record is from RefSeq and is a predicted model, not a curated record. The coding region runs from base 202 to 1389 and encodes 395 amino acids.
CAUUAACAUUUUUCCUUUUUUUCUCUGAAUUCUCUGACUUUUUCUCACAAGAAAAAUUAAAGCAGAAAAAGAAGAUUUGGGUCAAACUUUGCGUCUGUAAAUGUUUAUGGCAAAAUCUUCUUUUUCUGCAUAUGGGUUUUUGAUUUCAGAUUGUGGAUCAGAAAUCUGCUAAAAGUUUGAAGCUUUGUUGGUAUUGUUAAUAUGGAUUUGAAUAGUAAGGAGAAAGUUGAAGAAGGGUCUAAAUUGGAAGGGGUAGGUACUGUUAGUAAUAACAAUAUGGAAUCGAAGAGUCUUCGAAGCAUUAGUAGCAAAGAUAUGAUAUUCAGGGCUGAUAAAAUUGAUCUGAAAAGUUUGGAUGUUCAAUUGGAAAAGCAUUUGAGUCGAGUUUGGUCGAACAAUUUAGAGAAACAAAAUCAACACAGGCCUAAGGAAGUAUGGGAGAUUGAUCCUUUAAAGUUGGAAAUUAAGUAUCUUGUAGCUAAGGGUACCUAUGGUACCGUUUAUCGCGGUACCUAUGACAAUCAAGAUGUUGCAGUGAAACUGUUGGACUGGGGAGAGGAUGGCAUGGCCACAGCUGCUGAAACUGCUUCUCUGCGGGCAUCAUUUCGGCAGGAGGUUGCUGUUUGGCACAAACUUGACAAUCCGAAUGUUACCAGAUUCGUUGGUGCUUCUAUGGGUACUUCAAAUCUUAAGAUUCCUUCGAAGAAUCCUUCUGAUGGUUACACUACCCUUCCUUCUCGAGCUUGUUGUGUUCUUGUGGAAUUUCUCCAUGGCGGAACAUUGAAAAAUUACUUGUACAAAAACAGGAAGAAGAAGCUUGCCUUUAAGAUUGUCCAUCAGCUUGCUCUUGAUUUGGCCAGAGGGCUGAGCUAUUUGCACUCAAAAAAGAUUGUACAUCGUGAUGUGAAAGCUGAAAACAUGUUGUUAGACACUAGUAGAAAUUUAAAAAUUGCUGAUUUUGGAGUUGCUCGUGUUGAAGCACAAAAUCCCAAAGACAUGACCGGGGAAACUGGAACCCUUGGCUACAUGGCCCCAGAGGUACUUGAUGGCAAGCCCUACAACAGAAAAUGUGAUGUAUAUAGCUUUGGUAUUUGCUUAUGGGAAAUUUAUUGCUGUGAUCUCCCAUAUCUAGAUCUAAGCUUCGCUGAAGUCUCUUCUGCCGUUGUUAGACAGAAUUUGCGACCAAGUAUCCCAAAAUGUUGUCCAAGCUCUGUAUCAAAUAUCAUGAAGAAAUGCUGGGACGCAAAUCCAGACAAACGACCUGAAAUGGAUGAGGUAGUGAAAAUGUUGGAAGCCAUUGACACAAACAAAGGAGGAGGAAUGAUACCCGAAGACCAAGUUAUACAAGGCUGUUUCUGCAUUGUUCGUAGGAAACUCCGAUGUUUCUAAUCCACUGGCCCGAUUAACCCUGAUUGUGCCAGAGAAGCCCAGUAUGGGGAUUCUAGCGCUCCCUAUCGAAGAGAAGAUUUCAUUUUAAAGCAAUUCUUCAAGUAUAUAGUCUGGCAAAAUAUUUCUGUUAUGCCAUAUGGUAAUGGCAAGACUACAGGCUGUUUUUUGGUUUUCUGUUAAAGUUGAACAUGAGAUUUCAGAGUCAUUGGUGCUAAUAAUAUGACCAUUUUGCCCUCUUGAUUAGUACAAUCCAAUUGUUCUUAUUGUGGCA